CGCUGACCGUCGCGUCUUUCUCUCUCUCCCAUUCACACUCUCACUGCCCGGUUAUUGUCAAGAAAGCCCCAAACAAUGGUGACGAAGGAAAACCCCGAUAAACUUUGGAAGCAGCUCAGUGACCUAGUUGGUGCUCAUAACAUGUCAAUGGUUACCCCGGAGACGAUACAAUUGUUUAAGUCGGUCGAUAAACUUUAUCGUAAUACGGAAAAUUCUUUCCCUGAGGGCUACGUCUGCGAUGACCUUCUUGUUUGCCUGAAAGCUGUCGCUUCAUCCGACGCAUCGUUCCUGCAAAUGUUAAUCGAACACAAGACUCUCCGUGCUUUCGUGGAGAAAUACCGUCUACGUCUGAACAGUGCGGCGUCCCUGGAAGACGUCAAGGAGCUGUUGUUGGAAGUCCGUACUGUCGGUGAUGCUGCCGAUAACAGUCGUGGUGUUCGCACUGGUGACGUCAACGUUAGACCUCUGGAAGCUCCUCCUGCCAGAAAAAUCCUUGAGAGCGUCAAAAAUUCCAAGAAACGUGUUUCCAAGGAAGACGAUCGAGGCCGUAAAAAAGCGAGGAGGGAGGUCUCUUCAGAAAGCACUUUACCGGGUCCCAACCUUCCAACGGAGACAGGACAUCCGCACGAAUCUUUGUCCCUCGAUGGUAGAGCUCGCCAACCCACGGUUCGAGAGAAUCCACUUGUGAUGAAAGAUGUCCCAGAUGGGACGUUGCCAUCGGACGGCCACGAACGUACGCUGACGUCCUCACUGCCACCGGUCGGGACUCCGCCCACAGUGCCAUUCCGACGGAUACUUGUUUCUAGUAAUAGAAUAUUGCCAGAAUCAGGAUCAUUAUCUCAGGUUUUGUUGGGCAAUCAAGUCUCCGGUUCUGGUCAGAUGGGUGUGCCACCGGUUUUGCCGUCAGAUGCUGCGUCUGGAUUGGCUUCGACGGACCUGAAUAUCUCUAUGAGGGCAUUACAGGAGAAUGAUAAUGCUCUUUUGGCAGUUAGGGCAUCUGGUUCCAGUGUAGUGCCUGAUGAUCCUGUUGGUAGCAAAGUUCCUCUGGCUGCUUUGCAACCCACAAAUGUGGAUGGACACUACCUGGUAAAAAAGUCAACUGCAUUUACGCCAAACAAAGAUGGAUUUUCUGUUGCACUUGGUCUGUUUGCGCCAGGCAGUGACAAUGACCUUUGCGGAGCUCUGGACAGUUACACCAAAUUUUUCUCUGGUCGAAGUCAUACAAUCGAUUCUAAGGAUGACGUAUUGUUCAAUCUCCUGAGCCGAGAAUAUGAGGAAGUAUGCCAGAGAUCCGUAAAGCUUGCAAAGUCUUUGCUGGCAGCAGGUCUAACGCGCAAACAUGUUGAAGCUAUGAUAUCGAAUGAAUCAUAGGCAUCGCAAUAUACAGUAUACCACUGUAUGUAGUUAUUUAAAGGUUGAAUACAUAUCUCAAGGCCCUU
Desarmillaria tabescens is the source of this 1439-nucleotide messenger RNA. RefSeq lists its product as uncharacterized. Lineage: Eukaryota; Fungi; Basidiomycota; Agaricomycetes; Agaricales; Physalacriaceae. The record is from RefSeq and is a predicted model, not a curated record. The transcript has 11 exons. The coding region runs from base 76 to 1371 and encodes 431 amino acids.